UUCCAUUUUGCAUGUUAUUGUUUCUUUAUAGACCAGAAGACACACCUGUUGGAAUGAGUGCUUCAGGACUAGUUUCUAUAGUACACUUCCAGCCAAUUGUAGCAAUGAAGAAUCCUUUCUUAGCUGUAAAAAUGACUGUACAGAAUUCACAGAAGUCAAUGCAUUGAUCAGGCAGAAGAGACAAGAACUGGAAUUGUCCUUUUCAUCGAUGCUUGCUAGAGUUGAAAGAAUUCCUUUAGUGUCUUAUGGAGCUGAAGCUGAGACCUUUCUUCUCACUUCUACUGCAGUGGCAGGGACAGUUCUUCCAACAAAUAUCAGGCCUUUGGAAAACUUUGAAUCUUUAGGGAAAGGAUAUGCUGUUGCAUGUGCCCAAGAAGGAGAAGAGAAAAAGCAAGCAUCAGGUUCAUCCGGCACUAGGGGAGGUAGAAGGAAGUCUGUUAAUACUACUCCUAGAAGAAGGUCUGCACGGAACACCAAAAACGAAACUCUGAGUCAGUCUCGGAACUCACCUCGGUCAAGCAGUUCUGGGUGCAGUGCCCCUGAUGGCAGUAAUCCACCUCUGAAUAAAUCCUUUUCAGAAUCAGAGAAUGUUCUUCCAAAACGAAAAACAAAAAGAAUCGGUAAACAACGAACACCUCUGGCUAAAAAGAAACUGAGAAGUUCUGCACGUUCUGAAAAAUCAUCCAGUGAUUCAGCGGAUGAUGACGAUGAUGACGAUGCUGAGUCUGAAGCAGUUCUUACAGUAGAUAAAGACCAGCAGUCAGAUCACGAAAGCAGUAGUGCAAACCUUCCACAGAAAAAUGAUGCAGAAACAGAAUCUGCUAAUGGAUUAGAAAGCUGUAAUGAACAUGCAGAGAUUGAGGAAACUACAGGAGAAUGUGAGGAAGAUACUUCAGGCAAUGGAGAUGUAAGCUUUUCUGUCCAGGAAUCUACAGUAUUGACUUUAGGAGGAGAAAGUCAGGAAUUUGAAAUAAAAGAUCUUAAUGAAAAAACCAUAGAACUUGAGAAUCAGGACGCCUGUAAAAAUAAUCUUGAACAAAUUGAAACAGCGACUAGUCCCAGAGAUAAACUGUGUGCAACAUUUGAAAAUUUACAUGAGACGUUGUGUAGUCCUCGGGAAGAAUUAAUUGAGAAUAUAAAUACAAAAAUACAUGAACCAAUAACUAGUCCAGAAAACGAAUUACUGGAACAUCCAGAGCCUUUGGAGCAAGAUCAGCCAUUAGAGAGCCCCAGAAGCAAAUUGCAUGACCAUACAGAAACCAUAGAAGUCGAUGAUGCUAAGGCAGAGGAAAAGGCAGUAGUGGACUGUGCAAGUACAAAUACUCAAAACUUUAGAAGUGAUAAAGACAAGGAACUAGACAGUAAUACUUCUACAGAUGCAUCAGAGCAAGCCUUAAAAAAAAGCCCCAUGCCGGAGGGUGAAGAGAACAGAACUUCGGAGUCACUGACGAUAAAUACUGAACAUAAGCAUUUUGGUGAGGAUAACAAUGAAAUGAUACCAAUGGAUUGUGACUCAUUUUGCAGCGACCAGAAUGAACCUCAGAUUGAACAGUUGCCACCAGCUGAAAGUAUAGAGCAGGGAAAAAUGGACUCCUUACAGUGUGACGCAGCAAACUCUGCAUCAGUUUCAGGAUUGUCUGAUGAAAAAGAUGAAACUGUUCACCAAGAAGGAGAGUGUCAGUCAGAACCCAAAAAAGAAAAAAAGACUCGAACAAGACGGUCUCGAUUUCAUUCUCCAUCGACAACUUGGUCUCCUUCUAGGAAAGACAGCAGGAAAUCUCAGUCACCAUCACCUAAAAGGGAGAUGACCAGGGAGAGGAGUUCCCGAUCACCCAAGAAAGAAACUGUUGGGGAGGGAAGGAGAUCCUUAUCUCAGUCUCCAAAAAGAGAGACACUCAAAGAUGAGAGAAAAACACCAUCUCGAUCUCCCAAGAGGGAAACUGUCAGGGAAAGCAGGAGGUCAUCUUCUCGGUCAAGGACAAGGGAUUCAUCUCCAAGACAAAAGUCUAGAUCUCGGAGCAGUGAUAGAGAUUGUCAGAGAAGGGAUCGUGACAGAGAGAGAAGAAAUAGAAGAUGGUCCAGGUCCCGGUCCAGGUCCCGGUCACGAUCUAGGUCAAGAUCACAAUCAAGGACGAGAAAUAAAGGCUCUUCAUUCUCUAGAAAUGAGAGGGAUGGUCAUUCACCUCGUUGGAAAGACAGAUGGGCAAAUGACAGCUGGAGGAGUCCCAGAGGGAAUGAUCGAUACAGAAGAAGUGAUCAAGAGAAACAGAAUGAAAGUCUAAAGGAGAAGGACAGUAUGGAAAAAAACAGCGAUACUCAGUGUUCUCCAGACAAGCGGAGGAAUGAUUGUCCAGACUGGGUAAUGGAAAGGAUAAACUCCAUUCCGGAGGUCAAGAACAGAGACAGACCUCAUUGGGAAGACAGCAGACAUGAUAAUUCAGGACAGUGUUGGAAUAAAAACUUUGGUUCAGGUUGGUUUCCAAACAGGGGGAGAGGUCAUCGUGGCAGAGGUGGGCGUGGAAGAGGUGGUUUCGCAUAUGGAGACCAGAGUGAAAAUCACUGGCAGAGUAGAAAACCUCUCUCAGGGAACUCAAAUGGUUCUGGGAAUGAAGCUACAAGGUUCUCAGAGCAGCAGCCGUACAAGCGUAAGAAUGAACAGGAUUCUUUUGAUACGCCUGCUGAUAGAUCUGGGUGGACAUCUGCAUCCAGCUGGGCUGUAAGAAAGACUUUACCUGCUGAUGUGCAGAAUUAUUACUCAAGAAGAGGACGAAACUCAUCAAGCCCACAAUCUGGAUGGGGAACUAGACAAGAAGAAGAGACACUUGAACAAGAUCCAAACCUCAAAGACCAAGGCAACCAGCAAAGUGAUGGUUCUCAGUUACCAGUAAAUAUGAUGCAGCAACAGAUGAAUGUAAUGCCGCAAGUGAAUGCACAACACCAGCCUAUGAAUAUGUUUCCAUAUCCCGUGGGUGUCCCUCCUCCUAUGAUGAAUAUGCAACGAAAUCCUUUUAACAUCCCCCCUCCAGUGCCCAUCCAUCUCCAUACCGGAGUGCCUCUCAUACAGGUAGCUGCUCCCACAAAUUUGUCUCAGGGAUUACCUCCGCCUCCACCUCCACCCCCACCAUCUCAACAAGUCAACUACAUUGCUUCACAGCAAGAUGGAAAACAAUUGCAGGGUAUUCCAAAUGCUGCUCAUGUAAGUAAUAACAUGAGCACUCCAGCCUUGCCUGCUCCAGCAGCAGUCCUGGGAAAUGUGGGAACUGUUCAGGGACCAACUUCUGGCAAUGCGACGUCAUCGAGUCACAGCAAGGGCUCUAAUGCAACUGUAAAAUUGGGAGAAAACAAAGCAAGUGUAACGGUGGAAGCCAGUGCAGAUAGCUCAAAGAAGGACCAGAAAUUGCUAAUUCAAGAAAAAGCAGCACAAGAAGUCAAACUAGCUAUUAAACCUUUCUACCAAAAUAAAGACAUCACUAAGGAAGAAUAUAAAGAAAUUGUGCGGAAAGCUGUAGAUAAAGUUUGUCAUAGCAAGAGCGGAGAAGUUAAUUCAGCAAAAGUGGCCAAUCUAGUGAGAGCAUAUGUAGACAAAUACAAACACUCACGGAAAAAGAACGCGGAAGAGGCUGUCUCCUGUGAAAGGAAAUAAUGUCGUUUCAGUUUUUAAUUUUAUUCUCUCUGCAAAGUGCAAUUUCAUCAUGAACCGUUAGCUGAAAAUUGUACACGGCCGUGCUUUGAAUCUGGUUUUGAUAAAAUUAUUUUUCAAUGUAGUAUAUAAUGUUUUGUUCUAAUGAAAUACAGAGCUGCAGGGCGACUUCUUUAUUCCUUUUUAAGAGCAGAUGUCUGAAAAAGGAAAAAGUGUAAAGAAGAAUCAUUAGGAAUGUAUGAUUGUGUGGAUACGUAGAUGUACAGCAUUUUGACUUGAAUGGCAGUGCAUUAAAUUAGAAAUUUGUCUGAAUACGUUGAUUUUUGGAGCAGGUAUGUACAGUACAUCUAAUUGGUCAGAUGAAGGGGGAAUUUUUUGUUUUGAUUUCUCGAUGAUAGCAAAGAUGAAAUAAUGUAUUGCCUUGACAGAUACUUUGAGCGCUAACUGGACAGGCUGACCACAGGGCUCACAGCGUGUAUAUAGAAAGCACAUGGAGUUGUCUGAACAGAAGAACUGUUUAGAUUUUAAAAAGAAAAAUCAUGAACAGUAGAACUCAGUGCCCCAACUCAAGGGCACUGCCUAUCUGUUGUAACACCAAAUAAAAGUUAUGCUGCUUGGUUUUGUUUGUGAAGUUUUUCCAUUUGUUGCAAGGUAGUGGGAUGAACUUGAUGAAUUUUUGUGCUGAAUGCCUUCAAUCACCACACACCAACAACCUUAGCUCAUGCCUAAUCCUGCCCUCAGCUAGCACAGCAACAGGGAGCUUCUGUUCUGGAGCUGGAGGUUCAAGCACACCAACUCCUUGUUUCUUCAGGCAAGACCAAGAAAAGUUGCGGUUGGUUCCUAGGCUUCUGACUCAUCAGAGACUGCCAGGUGUACCAACCCGAGCUGUGCACUGCUUCCCUUUGUUACCUAGGGCCUGGAGCAUGGAGCACCACUGGAAGUGCACCAUCUUAAGUGCACUGGCUUUUAUACUUCCCUAAGCACUUUCUCUAGAGAGGUCAGUGGAGGUACCAUAGGCAUUCUGAAAGCGGCGGGUCAUAAAAUGUGCUAAAAGAAUGCUUUCACCUAAUGAAGAGCACACAUAACUAAUAGUGCAGCAGUGAGGGUUGCUGGGACGAAUACAGGCUCCUUUUGAGGAAGACAGCUUUGGACUCCUUCCAGAUUUGAGCAGGGAAGAAGUGUUUCUCUGAGCUUCACUCUGAGAUAGAAACGCUUUCCUCGGGAGAGGUGCUGCUACCACCCCAGUGCUGCCCUCGGGCCGGGCUCUAUCGCCUUAGUGGGGGCUGUUUCACCAGCAAACAGUGCAGACAAAGCAUCAGCUGAUGUUUCUGAUAGAUUGUCUUCGUAGCCAGAAGUUCCCCAAAUUACCUUUUUUUAACAGAAAGCUCAUCCUUACCCUCUAAGUAACUUCUGCAGAUGCCUGAAGAUGAACUAAGAGAGAUACAGCUGUAAAAAAAAAAAAAAAAAAAAAAAGUAAAGUGAUGUUUAUCACUUAAUUAUAACUUUCUACAGACUUAAUGAAGCUUUUGACUGUCUAUAUUUAUUUUUGUGUGCCUAAAUAAAAAUACUAUGUAAAUUAGAAAGUGAUAUAAUACAUUUUUCUACAGUCAAGCCGGGUUUUAGAUUUUUCAAAAGACUCAGUUUUACACUGUGGUAGCAAUUUGUAUGAGCUCUUGAGCUAUUUGAAGCUAAAAUGGGUUAGCACUUUUGAGAAAUGUAGCAAAUUAUUGCUAUGUCAGUCCUGGUUUAUCACGCCACGCGUACUUAUUUUUAUUACAUUUUACUUCUUUGGAUUUUGGGAAUUUUAAUGACUUUUUGUAUCUUUAUACAGUCGAGCUUUGCUAUAGAGCUCCUUUCAGGAGCCAUGUAAAUGUGUCUUUUUUUUCUUAUAAAGGAGAGGUGGAAAUUGCGGGGGGAGGAAUGAUGGAGGACCUGAGCUGGGGACGUGGGGUCACUGAUCCCGUUUUGCAGCUCCUGUUGGGCUGUGAGCUGCACGCGCUGCCAUCUUGGUGGGCUGGUGGCUAUAGUGAUGCUCCACUGUAUUUCAGCAUGAAGAAUAUGGGAUAGAUUGGAACGUGAUCAGGAACUUUACUUUGUACAAUAGAAUAUUUCAGAACUUGACAGAAAAAAAAAUAUGCAAUUCAUUGCAAUUUCUAUGCUGAACUUAAAAAAAUAUUGCCUUAAUACAUAGACUUUCCUAUUUUUCCCAAGAAGCAGUACGGUCUCUGUUGAUGUGACUGCCCAUGAAGGCAUGUACGUUAACCUUGUAGUCAUGUUUCUGUUAAAAUGGUAUGAGAGCUGUAUUUCUAUUUAUUGAAAGCCUUGUACUGAACUCCUGCAUGCACUAAUACUGAAGGUGAGGGCUGGGAGCACGGAGCCCAGCCCUGCCCUCUGGAAUAUCCAGAACUCAUUCGGUCCAGAUUGCCAUGAGGAAAAUAAUUACAGAACUGUACUUUCUGAGAACUCAGGCAAAUCGGGAGGGUUUUCCCUCCACUCCUCUCACUGUCUCACUGUGCAUGCUGCUUGAAUGUCUCAUCCUGAAGAUGUAUCCUAGGAGCACAGUGGCUGUCCGGAGUUACUGUACGGUGUUUGUAGCAUGAGGCUGGAGUGCUGUCUACUGAAAAAAAAAUAACUAGUUUUGUGUAGUGCUUAACAUUUUCUAAUAAAUUCUUUUCAUU
This is a messenger RNA of Meleagris gallopavo (turkey), 6318 nucleotides long. The record is from RefSeq and is a predicted model, not a curated record. Lineage: Eukaryota; Metazoa; Chordata; Aves; Galliformes; Phasianidae.